Messenger RNA from Boeremia exigua, 460 nucleotides. RefSeq lists its product as uncharacterized. NCBI's taxonomy places the organism in Eukaryota, Fungi, Ascomycota, Dothideomycetes, Pleosporales, Didymellaceae. The record is from RefSeq and is a predicted model, not a curated record. The transcript has 2 exons. The coding region runs from base 44 to 343 and encodes 99 amino acids.
AUACUGCACUCUGAACAAGAUACACAGUCAAGCUUAUCUCAACAUGCGCUACUCCCUUGUCUCCAUCCUCGCCCUCACCGUCCUCCCCUCUGUCUUCGCCGAAUCCUGCCUCAAUGGCGGCGGAACGUGUAUGACGUCUUCGAAGUGCCUGAAAGAGAAGUUCGGUAGCGUCUCGACUGGUUUGUGCUCUGGUGGAGCGGACAACCGGUGCUGCGAUCUCAAGGGCAACUAUCAGUGCGGUACGGGCGGAAAAGGACGCUGCAAGUAUACGUCGGAGGGCUGCAAGGGAACCUGGCAGAGCGGAUUUUGUCCGUUUGGCAGUGAUUUCAAGUGUUGUAAUUGAGUGGCUGAAAGAUCAAAGUGCUCGGAAAAUCAUUUACGUAUGGAGAACGAUGCGGCCAGUCUCAGUAUAUAAAGCAGACAAAAUUGGGCAAUGUUCAAGGGUAUCCAACAUACGCCC